AUGCCUGCUGAUGCUGGCCCCUCGGUGCCGUCGCAGGCGAAGCAAGAACAGCCUGGUGCCGGUUUCAUCUGCACCCCGGACCAGCUGUACAUGCAUGUCGUCGGAUCAUACCCGAGCCAAGAGGCAUUUGGAUACCCCGGCGAUCAUGACUCGCACGGUCAAUCACCCAUCGCUCGUUCACGAGCAGACGACAACGAGGACGCCGCUGGUGCUUCUGCACGUGCAAAGAAGCGCCGCAAGACGCAGAGGCGUGCAAAAGUGUCUGAGAUCUGGUUCCCCAAGGCGGAGAUGGCUUUCUGCACCAGUGUCGCUUGCAUUCCUCCCAACGGUCGAACGAAAAUCAAGUUCUUUGGACGUCCCCUCGGCCGCAACGAGCUCAUCGCGGCCAUCUGUACUCUUGCGACGCGACGACUAUACAACAGAAAACAAAUAUCCAGUCACUCCCAGGUUCUGAAGGACAAGGUUCCGCCAGUUUUCAAGGAAAUCUUUACGUUUGAGGACAAGUCUAGAGUGGGGGAAGAGCCUGGCGAGACAUCGACCGCCAAUGUCAUCGAGAAUUAUUCCUUCCCCGAGGUCAUCUACAACAUCAUCGGUUACCGCGUCGGAACCGACCUAGCGAACAGCCCCAAACCACCCUGGCUUCUCGACCUCGAGGCAGGAGUAACGGACGCGCCGACCUCGAUGACGGAAGCGGGCGGUCCUCGUGGAGCAGGCGCCUACUCCUAUUGGAACAGCCCGUCUGAUUACACCUCAUGGACGUACGACCGGGGGGGCGGCGGUAGCAGUCAUCGUAAGGAUCCCUACUACUACGGUCAACACGGAGGCGCGAGUAGACAACAGGGCCCUUACGGAAACCAGCUGCACACGCUACCGCCCUUGUCGCUUCCGCGUGACAUGGACGCCCAGAGCCCAGUCACGACCUCCCCAUCGACCAUUGGAGAUCCAUUGAGCGGUGGACGGUAUCCGUACGGCAGCAUGGGUAGCCGAAGUCAAUAUGGGGAUGUCGGCAGGUCGCCUCCGACGUCCACCUCUCCAUAUGACUCGCAGUCAGGUGCGUCUCCAUUUUAUCCACCCCACCCGGGAAUUGAGCCAUCCGGGCCCGUAACAUCUGCCGCAGCAGGUGGCCAGAACGGGCACAUCACUCUUCCUCCUCUUCCAGACAACCCUCCGUCCCAGUAUUCUGACUGGAAAGAUCGUUCUGUCUACCCGGAAACGUCCAAGUACGCCCCAGCGUCGUAUGGGUCGCAGUCGUCUCGCAGUGGGCUGCCUCCACUGUCCAACUUGCCCUCCCUCGGGAGCGUCGCUAGCCAGACAAGCGGUUAUGGUCUCCCGCUUUCGUCGACUUCCCAACCCUGGGGAUCGUCGUACGGGUCAAACUGGUCUGACCAGCGCUCCCUGCCCACGUUCCAGCCCACCGCCUUUGAGGCUCGCGGCAGAGCAUACGACGGCUCUCAGGUUCCCCUGACCAUCAACGGUCCCCUCGCAAUGGGCGAGCCCAUGGCUUGGCACUCGAUCUACAUGUGGCGCGAGCGCUACCCUUUCCUGGAACAGAUCGCGGCGACGCCGGGUCUCUCAGUGUUCCACAUCGACGUUUACUUUUCCCUGCCCGCCGAUUGGGGAAUGCAGAUGUCGGAAAUGUCGGUCGACUUAUCGCUCAGACCCCCCGGAAACGAGACGACGGGAUGGUCGCUGGUCACCGAUUCUUCCUUCCUGCACCCAUCGGGUCAUGUGCGCUAUCCGCGAACGGCGACCGAGCUGCGCCUCAACAAUUCUGGGGACCUCGUCGGUUCUGCCCCCACAUCGGAAAUGGGUCGUCUGUACAACUAUCUUCUCGCAGACCAGGGACGCGACAUCGAAACCCUGGCGUCUAUCGGCUCGCCAAACAGCGCCAUGGUGCAGGCGGUCAUGCGCGACACAUCGGUGUCGAUCCCGCCUCACCAUGUCGGCUUACCGCCCCUGGGAGCGGACUGGAACCUCGCGUCGACGCUGAUCAUAUACACGUUCUGGUCCCCGGACCCCGAUCCGUCGAGGCAAGGUCUACCGCCCCAGUGUCGUCCAGUUGAGUUUGCCCCGCCCGCACCUCUGCCGCCUGUCGAUAUCGGCUCAGACCCCUUGGUUGCCGGUCUGCUCGCGGGAGAGGACACACAGCCGUCCAAGUUUGACUGGAUGGGCACCGGCUAA
Trichosporon asahii var. asahii CBS 2479 is the source of this 2181-nucleotide messenger RNA. RefSeq lists its product as uncharacterized. The transcript has 3 exons. Gene Ontology annotation, cellular component: transcription regulator complex. The record is from RefSeq and is a predicted model, not a curated record. Bases 1 to 2181 code for a protein of 726 amino acids. Lineage: Eukaryota; Fungi; Basidiomycota; Tremellomycetes; Trichosporonales; Trichosporonaceae. Gene Ontology annotation, molecular function: RNA polymerase II cis-regulatory region sequence-specific DNA binding; DNA-binding transcription factor activity, RNA polymerase II-specific. Gene Ontology annotation, biological process: regulation of transcription by RNA polymerase II.